UUAAAAGGAGACUUCCUUUUAAAAACCCUCAUCAUCUACUUCUUGCAACUGUUUCCAUGCAUAUGCUGAUUUAUUGAUUAUACAGCUCGACAUAUUCGAAUAUUUAGUAGGGGAACCUGUAGAUAUUUCUUAGUUUUUUUUAUUAUAGUUUAGUUGCAACAUGGACGCAUCAAUACCCGUAUUCGAAAAGCCACAUAGACGUCUCACCGUAUUAGAUUGGACAAGAAAUAUUCAAACACUGCAAAAUGAAGCCAGGCUGCGGCGCUUUGAGUCUUACGAAUUAAGACAGAGAGCCAACCAGUUACGAAAUGAAACUUCAGUUACCACGAGAUGGGACACUUACGUAAAUAACGAGUUACUGAGAGAUAGGAUUUUCGACGUUCACGCAUGGAGGGAAAAGCAAAGGUAUACUAGAGAGUGUGUGAGAGAUGAAAUAAGAGCGUUGAAAGAAGAGAAACAUGCCACUGAAUUGCAUUUAGAGUCGUUACAAGUCCCAUUCAUGGUGAUAUCACAGUGCCUCUCGAACAGAGAUCAGAGAGUGCCUCCAGAACUAACCAGGGACCAACUUGGGGAAGAACUAAAUAAGGAACUCCACAUCACAGAAAACAGCAAGCGCGUGUUAACAGACGUAUGCCACAUGGGAUGGGAGAAAAUAAAGGAACUCACGAACGUCAUGUGCCGUCUUGAACGUGAGAUCAAGAAUAAGGAUGAGACCCUAGAUCUGGAGUAUCACGUCAAAGACCUCAAUAGAGAUAGUACCAAUAUCAGCUUCAAGCUUGAUCCUACCAGGGUUCCAACGGAGUCAAUGACAGAAGAGAGUUACGCACACUGUAUAGAAAACACAAUCAAAAUAGCUGAGCAGCUCAUGUCAGAAUCUAAGACCCUUCGAGCGACAAUGUUUAAGAGCAGAGAGCAGGCAAGGAACCAGAUGCAUGCGCAGAGCCAGCAGGUUGAACUGAUCAUGCGGAGACGGGUCUAUGACAUCCAGAGGGCUAGAAACGAAAUGGAGUGGCAGAAACAUAAGUUAGAGCAAAAUUUGCAACGGGUAGACAGAGAGAUUGAGUCACUACGAGCGGCAGUCGCAGAUAAGAUAAACCCGACCAAGUUGGUUGAGACACGACUGGAAACCAGGACUAGGAGACCAGUUCUCGAAAGAGUUCAGGACAAACCAAUGCGAGGCCUUAUCGAAGAAUUUGAGAGAGUCCACUUGAGUCACAAUAUGCUGGAAAAGAAACUUGAAGAGGCACUCACGACGUACCAUGGUAUGUACAACCAUCAUCAAAGAGUGACCAAGGAUCUCCAGUACAAGAAUCAGGCAUUGGAAACAGACAGACGGCUUAUAGAGAUCAGGAAGCCAUUACAUGCGCCUGACGAAACAGAGUUCAAAAGAAACGUUGGAUAUUGCCAUAUGAGUGAUGAAUUGGUCCCGGAAUAAUUGGAGGAGUAUGUCAGUAAGAUUAGCACUAUUUCUGAUAAUGUUGGCAACAUUAUUAUUGAUAAUGUAGGAAUAUGUUGCGUUGCUGCAGCGCUGGUGUCGCGAUCAAUGCUGCAGGUGUAGGAUCACUUAUGGGAGGUUCAGUAUAAGUGUAACAUUAUUUUUAUGGUGUUUCGUUUUCAUAGUCUAUUGAUGUAACUUACACAUUACCAUUCCACUGCACGGAUAGUUGAGUGGUUAACAUAACUUAAGAUUACCACGCCAAAUCCACUAUGAGAGACGUGACGCAGGUUCGAUCCCCGCGUGGAACAGUUUGCGUGAUCCCCGAAUGCUUGUCCUGAGUCUGAGUGUCGUUGUGAAUGUGAUUUGAAUUUUUGUGAAACUCCUCGCGACACGCAAGUGCGGGAGUAGUUUCUUUUCUUUUCAUAACAUAAGCUACGCAUAAACGAAGGCAGACAGAGCUCUCGCUAACUUGUUUUGAAUGAAACUGCUAACUGAUGUAAUAAUUGGUCAAACGAGGUUUAAAUAAACAGAGCGAGCCUUAACAAACAUGAAUUAAAAAGACAAAUGGGAAGUUACAAGCUGCUCACAGUGAUCACAUUAACUAAUAAUAUGUAUAGACACCAAAGCCUCAGAAAUAGAAUUCAAGGUAUACCUUUCGGCUACGGAACCCUAAAAAUUAAAAACGGUUAUAUCAUAGGAACAUUACACGUGCUUACUUAAGGCCAAGUCAACGGCCUGUUCCAAUGAACAAUAGCUUAUAUUGUAGGUAAGUCAUUUAUCAUAUUUUACUUACCAACGUUGUUAGCGUAUAAGAUGUAUAAUUUAAAUAUAAGACUGUCACCAUCAGCGGUCGUGUUCAAUAAAUAAAAGACAAUUUUAAUAUUUAUUCAUGUAAUAACAUAACAAGCACUGUGCUGAAUUAUUAUAACUAUUUAAAAUUAUUACAUAUAAUAUGUCAUGAAAAUUGUGACAACCUUGGUAUAUAAAUGCAUUUGAUGUAAAAAUACACAUUAAAUAAUAACUCUGCUAAACUGUUUCUAUAUUUUACCUACUCGUAAUAAUAUAAUACUUGCAGUACACUGGAAUGUGUUUAAGCGAAACCUUUUUACAUCAAAUGAGAUUCAAGGCACUAUGUGAAGGUUACAUUGCGUGUUAUUUUGCGUUUAGAUAAAAAAAAACACAGUAUCUUUAUGGUCAGUAGAUAUUGUUUACGGUUCUUGCAUUCUUCGGAUUACAAUGCGAUUGGACAUGAGUACACUCAGCUUGGCAAUAAUGAUUAAUGAGAGUAUCGCCAAUAAAAUGACGAAUUGGUCAAGGUAAUUCAUUAUUCACGCACGAAACGUUUGACUUCAGUAAUAUCCUUACUAAAAAUAAAGUUUUGUUUUGUAAUAAGCCCUUUUACACAAAUAUCAAACUUGAAUCGAAAUAGUUGAUGCAAUGAGAAGCCAUCUUGAUUUUUUGUAAAAUGGAAUGAUUCAUGAUUUUAUACCGAAGAUUAUAUUCCUAUGUAUGUUCAAUAAUUAACUAAUCAAUAAAUUCUAAAAACAAUAUUCGAUCUUAAUUAAUUACCCGUAAAUUAACACGCAAUAGUAACUUUAUGUAAUACACAUUUGUUAUAAAAAUACAUAAUAUUCAAAUAAAUAACUUAAGUAUAAUGAAGUAGACAUUGAAUAAUAAUAACUAAUGUACUUGUAGCCACGGAAUGUAGCAAAAUAUAACACGAUGAAAAAUGA
Messenger RNA from Trichoplusia ni (cabbage looper), 3171 nucleotides. Its product is annotated as tektin-B1-like. Bases 161 to 1435 code for a protein of 424 amino acids. Lineage: Eukaryota; Metazoa; Arthropoda; Insecta; Lepidoptera; Noctuidae. The transcript is spliced from 7 exons. The record is from RefSeq and is a predicted model, not a curated record. Gene Ontology annotation, cellular component: microtubule cytoskeleton; nucleus. Gene Ontology annotation, biological process: cilium movement involved in cell motility; cilium assembly.